Molecule: messenger RNA, 12206 nt
Organism: Mizuhopecten yessoensis (Yesso scallop)
Lineage: Eukaryota; Metazoa; Mollusca; Bivalvia; Pectinida; Pectinidae
Exons: 8
Coding region: 499-3420 (973 amino acids)
Molecular function (GO): protein binding
Source: RefSeq, a predicted model, not a curated record
UUUCACUGUAAUCUCCGGUAGUCAUAGAGAUAUACAUUAGCCAUUUUUCUCGUGUAGCGUUAACAGACUUUCAGCCAAUGAAAUUCGCCUGUUCGACAAACCUUUUACAGGUAGGAGCAACUAGAUCAAUUAAGUAUACAAGACAUAGACAUAUUACUAUCAAUAUCGUACACAAACAUCCGAGUGUCUAAAUGGCUCACUACCUGUAUUAAUCUCUGUACAUGUUCUUUUAUCUUAAAAUAUAAUCUUAUUAAAGGAACAGACAAUUCAUCGAUAUGCACAUCUAAUUGACAGCACGUGUCUAAAAAUAGACAUUAUACAUUAUAGCCUACCUCUACCCGGAUGUGAGACUUCCUAAUUCAUUUCGGAGAAAUACAGCUUGUGUGUUAACACGUCUUGGAUUAAUAUGUAACGUUAUCUAACACUAAGGCCCGUGAUGGAUUAGUAUAUCACUGUAAACUGUCGGAUGUUGUGCCGGUACAGGCUAGCGUGUGCUGCAUGGGGUCAACUGUGUGCAAGUCUGUGAAGGUGAAAUCUUUUUCGCCCGAUAACGUUUCCCGUGAUAGGCAAAGUGAACCAACGUUAGUAGGUGUGAGGCGGGAACCUGUAGAACACGGACAUGAGGAAAGUUUAUCGAUAGAACUUAAGGAUGCCGGGAAAACAGAUAACGAAUGCCAAAAGCAGGUUCUCACACCGACCCGACGAAAGCCCGAUGCUGUUGAACAUGAGGAAGCAACGAGCAGCCAAGGAAGUCUUGGUUCUGUCAGUGAAAAUAAACUUGGUACCUCUCUGAAGUCUACUCCUCGGGAAUAUGAUGAAACCGUUAGUCCUGAGAGCGAAGGCAGGCGGGCACGUGUUGUCGAGCCAGUGGAGGAGACGUUACAAGAGGAGAGUUCAGUGAUAGCGCGGGAAAAUGAAGCUGUUCCGGCAAAGGGAGACCCGGAUGGCAAAGCUUAUUGUAUCAACCCAGCAGGGUCUGCCAAACCUCCGUUCAACGAGGAACAUCAGAACGUGGCUCAAGGUCAUGGACGACCAACAGAGGGCUCUGGCGAUACCUACAAUAUCUAUGUAGCUAAUAGAGAGAUCCGACUUAAAGGUGUUAUAUCGAAAUGCUGUCAAAGCUAUCUGAGGGAUGACGUAAUGUUUGUUAAAGUACCUGCUUACAAAGCUGCCAGAGAUCAUCUUCUGAAGGACAACAUGCUGACCUUGACGGGUACACCUGGUGAAGGCAAGACCUUGUUAGCACGCCACCUUCUACUCGACAUGGCCAGGAAUGAUAACCCAGACAUCCGGAUGGAUGAGGUGAUUUUAGCAAGUACACCAGAUGACUGGAAGGACCAUAUCAACCCUAACAAACGCCAGUUCGUCCUGAUUGAGGACAUAUUUGGAAUAUCCAACCUGUCUAGGUAUCGUCUGGAUAUGUGGCGACCUGUUCUUGACACCAUCGCUAGAGUGGUGAGGGAGCAGAAAGGUAAGCUUUGUGUUGUAAUCACAAGCAGAAGGCAUAUACUGGAAGAAGCAAGAGAUCUUAUCAAGGACUGUCCGUUUCUUUCUGAUAAGGAUAUCAUAAACUUGACAGAGUUCCCGUUAAACUCUGAUAUCAAACGGGAAAUUCUUGUUAAACACGUUCAAGACUUGACGGAAGAACAAAUUCAAAACAUUAUUAGUUGCGAUGUUCCUCAUGGGUUUCCAUACUGUUGCAGAAUGUUUUCUUUGAACACUCAUUUGAGACUAAAAGGUCCAGCUUUCUUUAAAAAUCCCGUAGGAUACAUCAAAGAUGAAGUGGAUAGCCUUCGACGGACAGAUGUGGUAAAGUACUGUGCACUCGUACUGUGCAUGCUUAACGAUGGGCAUAUUGAAAGAUCGGAACUGGACAUAACACAGCUGGACGAAGCGGGGAAGACAAGGCUUCGCAAUAUUUUGCAGCUGACAGAGAUUCCACUCGAGAUCUCCACGACAAGUCUAAUUGAUGCUCUCGAUAACCUUACAUGUCUUUAUUUGAUAAACUGUGAGAACACCUACCGUUUCAUGCAUCCGUGUCUCCUAGAGGUAGUCACCGAGAUGUGCUCUAGAUAUAUUCCGGGUGCUAUAGUCAAACACUGCAGUCCAAACUUCCUUCAUGAACGAGUGCGUAUUCGUACCAGGCAAACACGCUGUGGAGAGGGUUAUGUGGUUUUACUUGAGCAAAAAGAAUUCAAAUUUCUGGCAAGUCGAUUCUAUGAAGAGGUGAAGGCGAAAAGAAUUAAAGGUGCUGUUCAACAUGAAGCAUGCCGAGAUGACAAUUUCGUGAAGUUCUUUACAGGUUUUCUGGAAAAAGAAAACCUAGGUACAGAUAUCGUAUGCCAUUUUGACAGCUCUUCCCGAUCUAUUCUGUACUGGUGUGCAUGGACAGGCAGCUCCCAACUGCUCGCCUAUCUUCUACAUGGACUUAACCCAGGUGACAUACCUACACCGUAUAUCAAUCAGCAAAAGUCUAUGUCUCUUGUAGCGGCUUCUUUUUUCGGAUUUUCAGACAUUGUUCAGACAUUACUGCAGUCCGUUACAGAAGUGAACUUCUGUGACUUUAUACAAGACAGGAGAAUAAAUUCCAAGUACAAGAAAUUUGGUUUUUCAUUGGGCAGAUUGAUGUACAUUUCACCAACACCACUACACGCGGCCGUCUGUGGUGGUUCCAAAACCAUCGUUGAGAAGCUUCUGUACUACCAGGCCAAUAUAAAUGCAAAGACAACAGAUGGAGAUACUCCUCUGCAUAUUGCUGUUUGUACAGGUAAUGUGGACAUAGUUGACGUCUUACUAAAGAACGUUCCACGCGCUGACGUGAACGCUGUCGACGUUUACUUGAGAACGCCCUUGCAUGUAGCUGCAGGGAUAUCGGGUAUUUUUGACGUCAUACCUAAGGAAUAUGCAAUGGAAAUGAUGACGUGUGUUCGAAUCAAGGAUCCACAUAUUAGAAAACAAAACACAUUACAUAUUGCAAAAUCACUGAUAGAGAAUGGAAGCUCCGUGAACUGUCAGGAUUACAGCUCAGACACUCCCCUCCAUACGGCUUUGACAGACAAGAACUUCCACUUGGCAGAGACACUCAUCCCCAACAAUGACACCGUGGACAUUCACAAUGUUUGUGGUGACACAUGUCUCCACCUCGCUGCUAAGUUUGGACAGACAAAUAUCUGUAAAUUACUUAUUGACCGUAACUCCGACGUUAAUUCCGUCCAUCAGACCGACAAAACGACACCACUACACCUGGCAGUGGAAUCUGGAGAGGCAGAAACAGUAAAGUAUCUAGUCGACACGGCCGGCGCGAGUAGGGACGUUCGCAAUAAGGAGGAGGAGACACCCCUUGAUAUUGCAAAGCGUCUUAAGUUCCACGACGGAGUUGCAAUAUUGGAGAUUGAAGCAGAUGAAGUGACGUCGUUUUGAAUAACUAUCAAGAGGUGCAAUAAUAUAGCACAAAACUUAUACACUAUUCAAAUGCAUGACGUCAUUUUUUUUCUCAUGAUACUCGACCAAGUCCUAAAAUGUUGAGAAAUUCCAAUAUAUUGUUUGAGUGGGGUUAUCGUCCUCGCAAUAGUUUAUAGGGACACAGGGAAAGGCUAUACAGAUCAUAAAUUAAUUCUUUUUGUGACAAUCUGCUACAUUUUAGUUUAUUGAUAUUGACAAACAAAUGCAAUACAUCUGUAUUCCUCAUUCCUGUAUUUCACUUAAUUGGGGAAGUGUUAUAUAUUGAGGAAUACUGAUUUUUUACGGAUUUUAAACAAAUAAUUUAAUUAUAUGUUGUUCGGCUAGCCUUCAAUUAUUUAUCCCGACAUUUUCAAAGGGUUUAGAUAUUCUUACAAUUCAAUUAUCUCCCCUCGACAACCAUAAUAAGGUAAAGUUUAGAAAUCUUGGGAUUAACAUAAAUAAUAUUUGCUAAAGUUGAAGUUUCUAACGUUUCGUUUGUUGUGUUGCAACAGAUAACUUGUGUGUUAUAGGAAGCUGUUUAUGUAUUUUUUGUAAAUCAGAUACGCUAUCGUGUAAGUAGUGUACACGUUAACAUUAUACCAGUUCUUUAACUCCUUAGAGGAUAACGCCUUACACGAGAACAAGUCCGUUUCAGAUUUGUAUCUGUAGUUUAUUUAAUUUCAAGUUCUAGAUAAAAAGAUAUUUUACCGACAAAACAUCUUCAAUAUCAUCUGAAUGUGACAUUAAAGAAUGUAUAUGUCCUUUAAAAAAUCACCUUGGCAACUAUAUUUUAUCAAGUCUUAUUAUAUUUCUUUGAACUUUUUUAAGACAUUAUAUCUUAGCUAUCAUUAAUAAAAUCAAAAGAAAAUUAAAUUUAUUUAUUUUACCACUCACUUAUGUUAUAAAUAUCGUGCUCUCUAUUAUAAUCAACCUUUAUGUUAAGGGAGGCGUUACUUUUCCCGUUCAAUCGGUUCGCCCGUGUUUGUGAGCGUUAGAAAUCGUCUUUCCCUUUGUUAUGAUGUCCAAUUUCCCGCUGUUGUUUUCGGGUAGUUUUCGUGUUCAUUAGCUGGUAAUGGAGCGCAUCAAUAUAGGUGUUCAUGACAGUUGAAAUAAUUAUUUAUUAUGUACUUUGUAUUCUUUAUCACUGGUUAAGAUGCAGCGCAACAUACAAUUGGAAUUAAUUUAUCUUAGCUACACACAAUCCGUGCCAAACUUAGUGUACCGCACAAGAAUGCUUCCAUUAAUAGCGUGUACAAUUCAUUGUUUAGCAUGCAUGCUACUACUUACUUACUUCAUACUCUUUGUCCCGUAUGGGACAUAAGGCAUCAACAAUGCGUCUCAAUUUGUGUCUGUGGUUGGCAGCGUGUUGUGCCUCGCCCCAUGAAAGUCCCAUCUCUUUCAAUUUCUAUUUGAUGGUGCUUCUCCAUGUUGUCUUUGGACGCCCACGUUUUCUUUUCCUAUGUGGUGUCCAUUUCAGUGCAAAUUUGGGGGUCAUGACUGGUCCACUCCGAGAACGUGGCCUAGCCAUCUCAUUCGGCGCCGCUGGAUUUUAAUGGUGGCGUCCUGGCUGUUGGUUGUUCUGUGAACAGAAGAUGCGACAGGUUCUCUUGGGGCCAAUAUUGUCGAGGACACUGUAUGAUAGAAGUGUUCUAUAAAGACCCUGUUAAGAUAUCAUCCUUUUCUUGUAAUAUCCACAGUAUAUUUACAAUAAUUUGUGGACUAGUAGAUGAUGCGUCGUCCAUUCCUUGCUUCACAUUUAUUCCAAAUACAAUUGUGUAGUUUAAUCUGUCAUGAUUGAAUCUAUUUUCUCCGUGUUUUAAAUAGUUAUCUUUCUGUGUCUGAAUUAAUAGAACGGUCUAUUGCUGAACUGAAGGAGGUCUUUCGCCGAUUUUGUUUUUAAGUUCACACAGCACGAAUAUUCCGUACUAGUAAUCGACAAGAGAUAUCAUGACUACCUGUGUAUCGCUAUUGCGUUAUAAUAUUGCCAGUUGAUAUUUACACUGUGGCAUUAUUCUUUAUUUAUUACUUAGUAUAGGAUAAGGCAUGUCCGCGUUUUAACUCUUCAAACUAAUCGCAGUGUGGAAGUUUUCGAGUUUACAAUAGUUCUGAAAUCUGAAUAUAUUAUCAAGCUGUACAAUAUGAUCUUAAUUUCUUCGUAUUUGGAUUGUGAAUAUUUUCGCGCUUAUUUACUCUUCGCGAAAAAGCGAGCGUUUCCACACCGCUAUAAUUUCUAGUUCUAUACUAUCUACAUCGAUUUACUUGACCAAACUUCAUUUUUUUAAAUGGGGUUCAAUGUAUUCUAUUGGGUUUAUAAAUAUCAUAGUUAUAGUCAAUUGGAAAAUACGACUAAAGGUCGAGUGUGAUCUGAAGCAUUUUACAUGACAGCUGUCUCCUCUUCGUUAUGCGUGUAUUAUUGUUUCUUUUUAUUGGAAUUACUAUUUGUUCAUUUUUUCUUACAUUUAAAAUAUCCAUUUAAGAAAAAGUUGUAUUUGAAGACAAACUGAAACGCUUCAAAAAUCUGUGACUGGCUCAUAAUGAAAACAUAAUGUCGUAUAAUGUUACUAGUGUUUUCCCCCUCCCUAGAUGGCCUAGUCUGCAUAAUCAGGACAGAUUGGAUAUAAAAUAUAGGAAAAUUAAUUUACAGAUAUAGUUAUAUGAUGAUCAUAGGUUUUAAUCUAUUACAAAGAAGAAUAUCUGAAUUCACAAUUUCAUCAGUAAAACAAGCAGAUGGUCCCCAAUCAAAUAGAAGAUGUCCUCAUCUUCCACUGGCUCCCAUUUACAUUCACGUACACCUGUUCAAACGAGUAUUAACGUUCUAGCAACAUCACUUUUAUCAACACUUUUAAAAUGAAGGACUGGUAGUGCAUAAGUCCGUUUUUUUUAAAUUUCAAAUAAUCUUAAAUCAGUCAAAACUUAAAUGCUUGGCAAGAUGCCACUUGUAUGGUAUUAUUCUAUAGAAAAUUCAAGACAGUGACAAUAAAAUAUUUUAACCCGAUGCCCUCCUUACCAUAAGCUCAAACCCAGUUUUAGGUACUCAUGUGUUGGUGAUAUUAGAUUCGAAAUAACUUUUGUUUAUUUAUAUGAAGAUUGCAUUGAGUGACUAUUGUAUGACGAAAUGUGUGAUAUCAUUUAUGUAUAGAAAAUUGAUGUUUACUAAACUCAAUGCAUACUGUUUCCUAUCUAAUGUUUUGAUAUCUUCUGAUGAACAUGUUUACAAUACCAGCACAUGUAUUGUAACUCUCCUGAUAGCACACUUGUAACUUUAUCAAAUCCAGCCAACCAAUCACAGAAUAUUAAUAUCCCUAAGGCUAAUCAUAGUUUGAUCUGUUCAGACUACAAUGAAAACUACUAGACUGAUUUCAACACCUACAUUUAAAUAAGACCCCCAUUAUUGCAGUAUGACAUCGUCACUUUACACAUGACACAUGUUCAUAUUUCUACAGUAAUGGUCAGUGUAUAAAGAGAAAAGAAAACUUUAACAAACUUUUCAGUCCUAUUUACAUUCCUGUAAAUCACAAAUGUCCAAGUCCACAUGGAAUUUUCACUCACAAUACCAAUACUCCAGUUUCACAGCCAUCUUCAAGGGCCGUAGUCAAUACUGAAUAUAGAUAUCGUCCAAUCAUAUUAAUGAUACCUAUAGAUAGACUUGCACAUUAAGGAGGCUAUCAGGCUGAAGUGUUGGUAUUGUCAGUGACAGUGGUGUUACCAUUCAUCCUUUUCCCUGUGGACAUCACUUGUUGUAUACUGGUGAUAUCUUUUACUUGCCAUUUAAUAUUGAGUUCAAUCAAAUACAAUGUAUACAAAAACAGAUUACAAGGUAUGUAUGACAUCAAUAUGACGUAAUACUUGUUUAUUUAGAUAUACAUUUACAUACAAAUAGAUAGACCAAGUUACUAUAAUGUACAUUAAAAAACAGCUUCUUACUGUCAAUACAUCUGUCUUCAAUGUAAAUAUGAAAUUGUAAAAUUCCAUUAACAUCACACUAUAAAGAGUCCAUACACUCAUAUACACACAAAACAACUAAAUCAUUAAUGGCAAUGUCCAACAUUGGUAAAUUAAUUCAUUUGUAGAGAAAUUUCAAUUUCUUUCAUCACUUCUCACAUUAUUUGUACCUGUGAUAAUCAGAUCAGCUGUAUUGGCUUCACUUGUUUACCAUGUAGUGUUAUCAAGUUCUACAUAUUUAGCCAGCAGUGCUUCAAUGACCUAUGACCUUUUCUUCCGUGCAUCAACAAAACAAGACACACAAUCUCCCUACUAAGCCAGUAGCACUCGUUAUAACACACAGAUAGAUAUUUUGGUAUCUCAUGCUAAACAUUGUGACCUUUUGAAGAUUCACACACAUUCCAUUCUAAAUGAGUUUUCAUUUCAUGUCAGAUUUAUAUAACAAGUCUAAAUGAUUUAAGGGAGGUUCUGUUGAGCUGAAAAGAAAAUCUACUGGACCAGUUUCAUAUAUCUAAUUUGAAAUACAUACAAUCUCACGAUCCUUUUCAUUGCAUUACUAAGAAUCUGUAAGAAUCUGUCCUGAUUGUUUUCUCUGACCAGUGUUAUGUCUAGAUCUCCACUAUCACCACUUUGACCUCAUGUCUAUUGUCUACAGCGCUACAUCACAAUGUCAUCAUGUUGUGUCGAUUGUCAUAACUUUUACAUCACAACAACAGGUAAUACAUAAGAAAUAGUACAUGUGUUUAACGUAUAACAUGGCAUGCAGUCAUGUAAUUAAUGCGCACAUUCAGUACCUCUUAAAUAUUUAUCAAAAACUUUGCAUCAGACUGGUUUGCUUAUCGUAGUUUUUCUACUCUCAGUUAGCCUUUGCUUCAAAAGUGUACAGCCUAUAUAGCUUGCCGACAUACUGUCUAAAGGUAGGUAAUCCAGUCUAACACUGCAUUUGAACAUUGAAAUCACAUUGUUCCCUGUUAUUACAACAUAUACCAGUUCUUCUAUGAGGAAUACUUGGUCUGUGGGUAUACACAGCUAAACAUGCUAAGAACAUGGCUACUGUGCUGUUUUACUUAAAAUAGGAAAAUUGAACUUGGUAGUAAAUUAUGAUAAUAUAUUGCAAACAGAUAUUAUAAUUAAACAUGAUUCUGAUUUCUGUAGCCAACUAUCCGAUCGUUUAUAAAAUGAGCUACUCAUAAGUAUGAUUUAUACUCUUACAAGAAAAACAAUGUGAUUUACAUAUUGCAAAGUUUAGGUGAACAGUUGUUUAAUACGACAUCAUUUCUGGAUCUAUACAGGGAUUAACUACAUGUCUGAAAAAUAAUGUUUCAUAGAAUAGACAAACUGCAUGUUCUUGUACAAAAUUUGUCAUGCAAUGAUUAAAAUGCAGCAGAAUCUCAAACGUGAUAAAGUCAUCAAAAGAUAUUUUAAAAAUACCAUUAUGCUUUGAAACUGAUAAAAUGAGUAUGUUAGCUCGUGUAUGUUACAGCUGUCAUUUAUGUUAGAGUUAUCUCCCUUAAAAUUUGCAAUAUGUUGCACUCUUUUUAAAAAUGUUUAGAAGUAUGCUGCAUUAUCUGAUCAUAAUAAAACAGAAAUGUUUUUUCCUUUUAAUUUCACAAAGUAAAAAGACAGUGAAUUCAAAGCAGGCAAAAACCAUAAAAUGCAGAUGUCAGCAUCAGUAUAUAAAAACAUGACCAGGAAAAAGGCCGGAAGCCAAUAUGGUCCAUAUUACAGUUUUAGAGUGUGAUAUAUGUAUUCAUUCAACAACACUAGUGUGUCCAUUUAACUAAUUCCACAACUACUUGUACUUACCUAUAAUCUUGCUUAAAAUCAUGUGUGUGUGCAAGAAUUUCAUUUGCUGAAGGGGAACAACAAACAUCGUAUUAAUCGGUUGGUGUUUAUCUGUUUGCAACAUAUUUUCAAAUUUGAAAAAAAGUAAUAUAUAGUUUGUGAAAUAUAGGAAUUGUAAUUAUCAGUAUUAUAUAAUAUAUAAUAGGGCUACAUCUUUGAUUCCUGUCAUAUUUCACAUUAAAAAGAUUUUCAAUGAGUUUAUGUCUUGAUUUGUACUUUGUUUUCCCAAUUUGGUAUAAUAAUGUUUUCGGUAAAAAAAAAACACAACAGGGGAAGUAACUCUGUAAACAGGAACAUGUCUUUUCAUUGUACAGACCUAAAAUAUACUUCAGCUGAUAAUCAACAGAAGAUGACAAUGAUGGCUGAAUGUGUAACAACCAUCACUACAUAAGCUCACUAUGAAUAGAUUGGUAUUAUUUAAUACCCGGUGAGUUUUUUAUACAUUGAUUAUUCAGUCAUGCUAUAUCAGCAUGUUGACGACCUAGGAAUACACGACAGAGAUAAAGCCCUCCCUAUAUUUCUACAAUUAAAACUCUAGUCUGUUUCAAAUGCGUUUCUUCAAAUACAGUGCAUUUUAAAUUUAAAAAAACACUCAAGAAAAUUGUUCAAUUUCACACAUUUUCACAUUUCUUCUUCAUUUACAUUUUUCACAUAAAUCAAAGUCAAAAGACUGUCUUAAUGAUCAUUUCUAUUCAAAGUGAGGUACGUGUAUUUAUCUCUGGAGGAUAUAAAUAUCCUGAUACUUAUGCUUUUUGAACAUGGACUGGUUUUCACUAAACAAAACUUCAAUUAUUGGCUGCUAUUCUAAAACACCUUGAUAACAACUGCAUGGUUUAUAAAGUAUUAUAUGAUGCUUGGAAUCUACAUCCAAAACAUUUCCUUAUCCUUCCAAAACCAAACAAAUAUCCAACAUGAUCUAGUUUCAUUCAUGGUGGCAUUACUAUUCAAUUUAACACAUGAUUUUAUAACUUUUUAACUUGUCUUCGUGUAUUGUCUUGGUAAAAAAUCAUAAUACACAAAUAUUGUCACACGAAGAAAUAAAUAAAUCAAAUGAUUUGCUUUUGUUCUUUCUUUGUAUUAAUUACAUUUGCCCAAUCAUUACACACACAUAUCAAAUAUAAAAGAGAAUGUUAUUAUGAGUUGCGGUAACUGCCUUACUGGUUAUAAAUAAGUAUACCUAGGCAAUUAGAAAACUGGGCUAUUUAGAACAAAGUUGGGAUCUCGGGGGAACAAAAAUAUUAUUUUCAAUAUUAAAAUGAGGAUGAAAUUCCUAUUCAUUUAAAUAUUUCAACAACAAUAUCAUUUUUUGUUCAGAAAUGGAAAAAAAAUAAACAAGUUAUAAUUUCAAUAACAUGAUUCCCCCAACCUGAAAUAUAAAUAUAAACCCUUUACAUUGUGUGUAUCCUUAUGUUCAACUCGUCUAAUUUUUGAAGAACAAUGACUUUUGUUAAGAUGAAAAUAUAUUCAUCAUGAAGCAGUGUGGAUGAAAAAAACCCAUUGUCCUUAGAAAUCGGUUUAAUAUUGACAAAGUAUUCAAUAUUUACAACAUAUACAUGUAUAUAAAACCAUGUUUUGAGGUUUUGAUAAGGAAAAAAUAGCUCUUUUCAGAUUUGGACUUCAGUUUCAACUCUUUCAUGAUCUCAGUGCCAACUGGGUUAUAUCAAAAUAAUCUCAAAUCAACAUCAUGACAUACACAUUUGGUGGUGGAAACCAAAUUUAAAGCUGAUGAAUGAGCUUGAAUUAGCCAUUAUGUGUAUAUAUAUAUAUAUAUUUAUUGCUUCUGUAUCAUACAUUGUGUUGAGUGAAGACUAAUAGACAUGAGGAGAUGGCAGAUUGCAUUAAUUAAAUCUCAAUCAUACUAUGGACAUUGAUGAAUGUUAAAUAUACUGACAGUACUUACACAAACUGAUCCAAAUUAUGGGAAAAUAUACAAAAGAUGUUGGAAAUUGUCAAAGAAAAUAUGAAUUUCCGGAAUGUUUGUUUCAUUUUUUAAACCAAAUAUAUCCCUGAGAUUCCAAACUGGACCUAACCGACUGUCCAUGUACUCUUUUGUCUACCAAAAUGACAUGCACAAAAACAAGUCCACUCAAUUCUGUUGGUGAAAUAUGCAAUUCCUGAGCUUGAUGCACUAAAUUUGAAAUGUUCAUGAAAUAUCUACUGAACUUGAUUACAAAGGGUUUCAAUACUCCUAACAGUAGAGCUAGUCUAGUCUAUAAUACUGUAGUAAGAAGCUACAUGUUAAAUGAAUGUUAGUUAUAAGGUUAGCCUGCACCGGUUAGUGAAAUCUACAAUCAGACGAACAGUAUGCAAAAAAAAGUCCAUAUAGCAGCUUGACAAAGUGUAGACUACGUUCAAUAUUGUCACGUACGACAGCUCAUCAACUUAGGGGGAGUCGACCUGCUCCCCGAGCAUACAGAGAAGUCGGCUCGGCCACUCUACAAUGCAUGUUCACAACAAUACAACUGUCCCCAUAAAGUACAGGUAGAUAUCCUGUUACAAUAUAACAAAAGAAGAAUAAGUCUGUGUAAAAGGCUUAUAGAGACUGUGCCACUGUUUUUAUUUUCAUUAUUACAGAUCAAUUUAUUUAAACCACAAAUGUUGUUCUAUUUCGAGAGAAUUGAAAGGUAUAUCUCCAUUGUUGCCUAGUCUCCCUAGUUAGGAAGGAGACCUCUAUUUAUUCUGCCAUUUUUUACAGUUGAAAUCAGCAGAAUAUCUAAUUCCCUUCAUCUGAUUGUUUGCUUAAAUUCAAUAACUGCACAAAGCAACUUAAACUCUGGCAUUUUACACUAAAUGUAAAAUUGAGGUCAUUUAAGUCACUGUCAAAAAAAUUCAUUUUAUAUUCUGCUAUAGUUUCUCUCCGUUAUAAAUUUGAAAGGUUAGCAAGUAUGCCCCUUGUUUGAAUUAUCUUAUACAUUUUUUUAUCUAGUUAUUAAAUUACUGAUCCAAACAUGAAGAACUUUUUUUUGCUUGUAUCUUUC